GGUAGCUCCAGCCCUGCAUUACUCACUCCUGCUGGCAGUACAGCUGCUGCCUCCUGUGAGAGUGCUGGAUGUCCUGCCAGGCUGGGAGCUCUCCUGCCACAGAAAUGGAGCCAGAUCUUCAGUGUUGCUGCAGGUGAAGUUACAGGGUAAUAAAGGAGAAUCGUGGGUAGUAUCUUCUAGAUCCCUUGAUUUCGGAACAACGAAUGGAUAAUGGCUGCAGAGUUUAUAAAGAGUUGCUGUAAAGGGUGUUUUUACAGCGACAAGAACAAAGCUUUGACUGAAAAAGACUUCUCUGGAGAGGCCAGAAAAGGAUCCCAUAUUGUGGGCUUGCCAGCAAUUACCUCGGUCUCAAUAAAGAGACAAGUAGGAUGUACAGAAGAUUACUUGCUUUCCAAACUGCCAAGUGAUGGACGACAUGUGCCAUUUGUCGUUCCAACAUUUAAGCCGUCCUAUAUACAACCCCGAACCCUUACCAGCCCCUCUCACCAGGAAGGAAUUAAAGGAUCUGCCAGAGCCACCUUCACUGAUAGAAAAGCAGAGCUUUCCAACUUCUAUCAACAAGGACCCAACUUAGAUGUAAUUUACAACCCCAGUUAUAUCCCACCGCAUAAUUCUCCUGAUCUGAACCGGCGAACCAAGCUGCACGCAGACCCUGUUAGACUAUACGGAUCAGUCUGCGAUUUGAGGAACAUCAAACCAUCUGAUUCCCAGGCCCUAAGCGGCUCGCUCUAUGAUCUGACUAGCUCAUCCAAGUACAUGCAGAGAUACGAUUCUGUUUCCAGUGUCCGUAGCAGUAAUUCCUCCAGAAAAGAUUCCCAAGGCAGCAAUCGAAGUCUCGAUACAAUUACAUUAUCUGGGGACGAGAAGGAGUUUGGGAAGCUGAAUUUCAAACUGCGAUAUGUUACGGCCAUGGAACAGAUAUGGAUCACAGUAUUACAGUUGAAAGAUUUGAGCUGGCCCCUAAGCUGUGGAGAAAAUCCCAAUAUCUGUAUUAAAGGGAUCAUUACGUUACCCAAAGCGGUGCACUUUAAAUCCUCCUCUAAGGAGGGAGCUGUGCAGGAUAUAGAGUUUAUGGAAACCUUUGUAUUCUCCAUCAAGUUAACAAGUCUGCAGAACUCAAGACUAGUUUUCAAAGUUGUCAGUCUGACCCCCAGAAAGCGGACCAUCAGCCAGUGCUCUGUUUCCCUCCGGGACUUGUGUGAGGAUGAGAAGGAUUAUUGGCUAGAUGUGGCACCAUCUUCAAAAGUAUCGGUCUGUCACGCUGAGCUGCAGAUUGGGACCUGUUUUCAGGCAAUAAAUAGCCGGAUUCAGUUACAGAUUCUCAAGGCUCAGAACUUGCCUGGCUCCUCCACGCCACUGUCUCUAAAUUUCUUUGUGAAGGCAGAAAUGUUCAGCACUGAAGGGCUUCUCUACAAAAAGAAGACACGUCCACUCAAAUCAACAAAUGCUCAAGUUAAUUGGGGAGAAACUAUGCUCUUCCCAGUGACGCAGAAAGAGGAAGGCAUCAACUUUUUGAUCAAACUUUACAGCAGGAGCUCAGUGAGACGGAAGCAUUUCAUUGGUCAGGUGUGGAUCAGCAGUGACAGUAACAGCCCCGAGGCUGCUGAUCAGUGGACUGAUACAAUCCACAACCCAGAGAAGGUGGUGACCAAAUGGCAUAAACUGAAUCCUUCUUGAAAAAGUGAGAAGCCACAGGGAAAUACCUGGAUCUAGGGACACUGCAAAUUACUGGCUGGAUGAGUGCUUUAAGACAUUGGAUUUCAUAUAUGUGCGCAGGCUGUGCUAGACUGUGGGAUCUAACCAUACUAUUUCCUCUCUACACUUGGAAGGACAUACAGCUUAUAAUAAAGCAUGGAUCGCAAUCAAUAAUUAAUACACCAACAAUUCAGAUUUGGAGGACAGUGAUGCGAUUUGGGAAUACGAACUUGAAAUUCUCAAUUUGGCCUUACGACCCGUCUUUCCUGUAACAGUGUAAUUUUCUACCUUCUCAUCUCUCACGCUCUAGAUCAGAGGUUGGCAACCUUUGACACUCCAGGUACAUCUUCCACAAUGCCAUAAUGCCAUAAAGCC
Pelobates fuscus (common spadefoot toad) is the source of this 2070-nucleotide messenger RNA. RefSeq names its product tandem C2 domains, nuclear (gene TC2N). The transcript has 13 exons. Lineage: Eukaryota; Metazoa; Chordata; Amphibia; Anura; Pelobatidae. Bases 211 to 1677 code for a protein of 488 amino acids. Gene Ontology annotation, cellular component: nucleus. The record is from RefSeq and is a predicted model, not a curated record.